Juglans regia (Persian walnut) is the source of this 1345-nucleotide messenger RNA. RefSeq names its product WUSCHEL-related homeobox 1-like. Gene Ontology annotation, biological process: plant organ development. The record is from RefSeq and is a predicted model, not a curated record. Lineage: Eukaryota; Viridiplantae; Streptophyta; Magnoliopsida; Fagales; Juglandaceae. The transcript has 4 exons. Gene Ontology annotation, molecular function: DNA binding; DNA-binding transcription factor activity. The coding region runs from base 31 to 1113 and encodes 360 amino acids.
CAAAACUAGGUAAUUUUUUGGUGCUUCACAAUGUGGACGAUGGGUUCUCAUGGCGAUGGCAGGGAGAUCACUAACCUCUCCGACCCAGUCAGUGGUUUUAAGCUUCGGCCCCUCAUUCCAAAGCCAACAUCUGUUAUCCCCAGAAAUUCAAUAAUAUCUCCAAUAUUGGCCCCUCCUUAUCGUGAUUGCAGCACUCAUUUCACUACCAGUCUUUACUCAUUGAAUCACCAACCAGGCCGUUAUGUAACUGAACAAUUUAGGACAAAUUUCAACCCGCAGCCAUUGGUGACUACUCGGUGGAAUCCAACUUCGGAACAGCUUCUGGCCCUUGAAGAUUUGUAUCGGCGUGGAACACGAACUCCAACAGCUGAGCAAAUCCAUCAGAUUGCAGCAUAUCUUCGAAGGUUUGGAAAGAUUGAAGGGAAGAAUGUUUUCUACUGGUUUCAAAAUCAUAAAGCGAGAGAGCGGCAGAAACGUCGGCGUGAAAUGGCAUCGCAUUUACCAGAGCAGCAACGUGGUAGUAGCAGUCCAGCUGAGAAAGAAUCGGCCGUGACGAGGAGGACAGUGUAUAAAGUUAGACAAGAGAAGAAGUGGGCACCUCUUCUAAACUGCAGUGAGCUUAAGGAGGAAUCUGCGACGUCAAUGAAUAAAGCAGCAAUAGCAGCUGAAAGAUUCACACAUGGUUGGUGUGUUCAGUUUGGGGAGAGAGAAUCACAACAGCAGAGAAGAAGCACAGGAGAUAGGCGUGGUGGUACGUGGCAAAGUACAGAGACACCUUGUUCUCCUCCCAUCAAAACCUUGCCCAGAACAGCUACUUUGUCAGACACAACAAAUCUCUUAGACAGUCAUUAUUUUAUGUCAAUGACACCCGACAAAGAAGAUGUUCCCCAUCUUGGAGAUCAAAUUAGAAGCUGUGAAUCUAAAACUCUUAACCUCUUCCCGCUCCCCGGUAAUGAUAAUUCGGAUGGUAACGAUCAUGUUUCUAGGACGAACACCAAAGUGCCCAUCACGUCUAGGCCGGAUGACAGCUUUGCUUCAAACCAAUUUUUCGAGUUUCUUCCUCUGAAGAUCCGAGGAAAACAGCCAGCCGAUCCAUCAUGUGAUCAGAAUUAAACGAGUUCAUGCUAACCAGCUUGUACGUGUACAUGAUGAUGAGAUGCAUCGAUCAUGCAUGGUUAACUAGUAUUAUCUUGCUAAGUAGAGAGAAAGAGAGAUGCAUGGUUUAUAGUUCAGAUCAUUAAUGUCAGUAUUCCACUAUGCCGGAAAUGGAAAAUUAAUAGGAUUAUUCUGUUUAUAAUAUUGUAUGCAUGGUGCAAGAGUGCCAGAGUAGACACAGCACGUAGUA